Molecule: messenger RNA, 911 nt
Organism: Electrophorus electricus (electric eel)
Lineage: Eukaryota; Metazoa; Chordata; Actinopteri; Gymnotiformes; Gymnotidae
Gene: plp2a
Product: proteolipid protein 2a
Cellular component (GO): membrane
Source: RefSeq, a predicted model, not a curated record
UAACGAAGAUACGUCGCCUCGGGUGUUUAAGCAAAGUUCAGAAAAUGACUCAGUGGGUCUAACACAGCAGAAUUGCUCCUGACACUGAAGCCGCUGCAUUUGAUGCACUAAACUGAAAGUUGUUAAUUGGGAUUGAAGUAGUCUACUAGCAGUUCGAAGAUGGUCGAAUCAGAUGAACCGAACGACUCUACACCGUCUGAUGUGAAUAGCAUAGAAAAGUUAAAGAAAUACAUUAAAACUUCAAAAGGGACCAUUCUAAUUGCUGAAAUUGUGCUGUGUGUCAUCAUCAUAAUCUGCUAUGCCGUCUCAGUUUUUGGGAGAUACAUUAUAGUGGCCAUUUUUGAGAUGGUCUCCUCGCUCAUCUUCUUCAUCAUUUUUGCCCUGGAGCUGCAGAAAAUGAUCGUUUUCAUCAGCUUAAUAUGGAUGGACUUCUUUCGGGCACUGACCAGCUGCUUGGUCUUCAUCAUCACAUCUCUCAUAUGUGUGGCUUCUCAGUGGUCAGACACUCCACAACGCACUGGAGGCGUUUUGGGCAUACUGGCAGCACUGCUGUAUGGUUACGAUGCUUACCUCACCAUCAUAGAAAUCAAGAAAAAUAAAUCGCGUCCUGUAAUCAUGGUGGCUGGGAUAUGAUGUUCCAAGGCAGAAGAGGAGAGACUAUAGCACAGACUGCAGUAUUCAAAUCUACACCAUAAAAGCCAUAUUUUAAAAUUAUUGAUGUUUAAUAGAAUAGCAGUAGAGUAACAGUCAUGAGUAAAGAGAUGGUGGAGAAAUAGUGGCUUGUGUGAAAGGUCGUGGAGAAGCAAAACAACAUCUCUCUUCAUCUCUAACAGAAGAACAAUGAAUGUUUUGUUUAUGUCCAUGUAGAUUUAUGAUUUCUGAAUAAAAAUGUUGAAAGGCAGGUCCUACAU